UUAACCUGGCACGGAAUGGUUGAGAUUUAUUAUUCAAAUCUGGUUCUACGGGAAACCUCUACGCCUCCACUUCCUGAGAACGACGAGCGAGUGAGGAAGAUGCUUCAACAGCAGCCAUCGACGAUAGCGAACCAGCAACAAGAAACAAUGGAGACUGUAGAAUCGACAGGAGAAGCACCACCUAAACAAGUAGCAUUAGCUAUGGAGAGAUUAUCAAGUGCAGCUCGUUUAAUAGCAGAUAUUAGGUUAGGAGCCGAUAGAAUUCUUGAAGCACUCUUUGUUGCAGCACAACCUCAUCAAACUAAUAAACCCAUACAUUUAAUAUUAAAUGAAGAAGCUUCGAUGCGUAAACACCUUCAAGAUCUUCGAAACGUCGGAAAGCAACUGGAAGAGUCUGGAGUUCUGAAUGAAUCUCUUAAAUCACGAAGUAAUUCUUGGGGUUUGCACAUGCCCCUCGUUUGUCCUGAUGGUGCUGUUGUUGCAUAUGCUUGGAAACGUCAACUUGCUGGCCAAGCUGGUGCAUCUGCUGUUGAUAGAACCAGGCUUGCUCUUAAGGCUUUUACGGAUCAGAAAAAACGAUUCUUUCCGCAUCUUGGUGAUGAUUCAUCAGGCGAGACUUCUGGUUCAGAAUCUGGAAGUUCAAAAAGGCAAUGUGGUCCCCAUGGUUCAGUUUUGGGGCAUAAGGAAGAGCUGAGCGAACUUAGUGAUGACAAAACCUUGUCUGAUGUUCUAACACGUUUGGAUAAACAGGCUCCUAAUGUUAGAGUGUUUACAUACCAACGUCUAGACUGGUUAAAAAGAGCCUCCUCAUUGACGAAUUCAUCAAUUGGGAAUCCCGUAGACAAACAGGAUAGACAAAACACAGGUUCGUUAGGGGCUGCGCCUGCAGAUCAAGCUGCCGUUAUUGAGUUGUUUCUUCCUUCUGUUUUCAGAGCUAUAGUGUCAUUACAUCCAGCCGGGUCUGUAGUCCCUGAUGCAGUGGCAUUCUUUUCACCAGACGAGGAAGGCAGCUAUAUACAUGCAAGGGGUUUCUCAGGCUAUCAUGUGUUUAGGCAUUUAACAGAGCAUGCUGCUAGGGCUUUGCAGGUUUUUCUUGGCAAAAGACCUGAUUCGGCAUUAUAUCUUCUUUUGCAUUGGAUCUGCAGCUAUCAAACUCUAUUCACUUCACCGUGCAGUAAAUGCAAGCGGCUGCUGAGAAUGGAUAAGAUAUCUGCUAUAAUCCUGCCUCCUGUUAAACGAUCUUAUCACCAUUCUUCUGCAUCUGAAAUCUCAUCAUCAAUCCAAUCAACACUCGCUACAAAUGAUCAGGAUCCAAAUCUCAUCAAAGCUUAUCACAUUGGGUGUUCCUCUGACGAGGACUGAUCCAAACAGAUUGCUGGUUUAUAUGAUAUAUGGUGUGUGAAUGCAACAAAUGCACUAGUUCAGGUCCCAAGGUUUAGCAUUGCAAGCAACCAAAGCAUCGCUUCAGGUCCCAAUUUUCAACGCACCUUUCUUUUCUCUUAACAGUUUAGAUUGUAGCUACCCCGGUGUAUGUUCUACAUACACACCUUGACAGCUCCUGCUUGUUUGGGCCCUUGAUGGAGAGAGGAUCCAAAGGACUAGUCUUUCAAAGGUUUUUUUUCCUCUUGUAAAAAAGAAAGAUGUUUUCCCAUGAGAGUGAGCUAUGUGAUGUUGUCACAAACCAAUGUUGCCACAGUUUGAUCAUCUUCAAUAGAUAAUUUGCACUCCUAGUUACAGCUUA
Messenger RNA from Papaver somniferum (opium poppy), 1741 nucleotides. Its product is annotated as mediator of RNA polymerase II transcription subunit 27-like. Gene Ontology annotation, molecular function: transcription coactivator activity. The transcript has 7 exons. Gene Ontology annotation, biological process: regulation of transcription by RNA polymerase II. NCBI's taxonomy places the organism in Eukaryota, Viridiplantae, Streptophyta, Magnoliopsida, Ranunculales, Papaveraceae. Gene Ontology annotation, cellular component: mediator complex. The coding region runs from base 16 to 1362 and encodes 448 amino acids. The record is from RefSeq and is a predicted model, not a curated record.